CUGGGUACACAACUACGUGUUAGUUUUCACUAUUUAUAAAUAAAAUCGAAUUGUAAAAAUUAAAAUAUCUCUAAAGAGAUUAAACUAAUUUCACCGAUAUUAAAAUAUGUAUUAAGUUAGAAUCAUAAAUAUAAUGAAUUUCAAUGAAGUGAUCAUUUUAUAGAUAGGAUUAAAUAAUAAAAUUCUGUGAACGAAAAUUUUCCCAUUGAAUAUCAAUAUUUCUCGAGUGAUGAUUUUUUCUUCAAUCUCUAAACUCCUUCAUAUUUGCCAUCCGAGGAAAUUGUUCAUAAUGCUGCUGUGCUUAGGAUUGAUGCUUUACUUAUAUGCAACAUAUGCUACAGAUCAAAUUGACAAAGAAUUUGCUUCAGUUAUUGAAAAUGACACAUUAACAGUAUGCAAAGAGAAUUUUAGUGAUAAAAGACAGUUUGUGUACGUUCCUCAAGAUCCAGUAUCUAAUAUUGUAACAUCAACAACUCAAACCUCUAGUCAUGUUGAAAAACUCCCUAAGAUAUAUUUCGUAACACCAACAUACCCGAGACGAGAGCAAAUGGCUGAGUUGACAAGACUAGGCCAAACACUUAUGCACGUUCAAAAUAUUGUUUGGAUAGUUGCAGAUGAUUCAGAAUCUUGUAAUCCUAGAUUAGAUACUCUUUUAAGUAAUCUUGGACUGCCCUAUAUCCACUUAUCAAGUCCAAUGCCGUUCAUGUACAAAUCUCACAAAUCUAUUCCACGAGGAGUUUCAAAUCGUCGAGCUGCUUUGAGUUGGAUUAAAAGUAACAAAAUUACUGAUGGUGUCUUGUAUUUUGGUGACGAUGAUAAUACAUUUGACUUGAGACUUUUCUCUGAAAUAAGGCAUACACAAAAGGUUUCAAUGUUUCCAGUGGGAUUGAUCGGAGAUUACAGCAUUAGUUCACCAAUUAUCAAAAAUAAUAAAGUUGUAGCGUUCUUUGACUCUUGGCCUGCUAAACGUACAUGGCCUGUGGAUAUGGCUGGAUUUGCUGUGAAUCUUGGUUAUCUGGCGAAAUAUCCUAACGCAACGAUGCCUUAUAAGGCAGGAUACGAAGAAGAUGCUUUUCUGAAAAGUAUAGGAUUGAAGAUUAAUGAAAUUGAACCGUUAGCACUUGGUUGCACAGAGGUUUAUGUCUGGCACACCCAAACAACUAAAACAAAAGCGCCACUUAUCAAAGUCGCAAAAGAUACUUUAAAAAAUUCGAAAUCUAACUUGAUGUUGCUUCUAACAACUCUCAGCGAAAUGGGUGUCAAUCAUUUUAGUGGCUCAGGAGGUGUUAAAGCGAUUGUCAGCAGAGAUGGAAAAUCUAAAUCUUUAAUUUCUUGGGCUCAUUAACUUAAUGAGAACAAACAAAAAUAAUAAUCCAAUGGGAGUGUGGUUGCCGAAAUUUGAGGAUAAUAUAAAAUAAAUUAUUUCGUUUUGUUUUCACAACGACAAUGAGAUUUUGUAAAAAUCUUAAAUAGAGCAGAAAGCCUUUAAAAUAAUCUAGAAUGAAUCCUUAUGAAAAACGCUUAUGAGUUAAAAGAUUGUUUUGAUUUUUUUUCGAAAAAAAAUUACUUAAAUUAAAGGGAAUUGGAGAAAUUUCGGGAAGGUGUUCUUUUGGUUUCGUUUGAUUCACAAAUUGAUUUAUAUUUCAAACAAAUUCUGACCAAAAACUUAUCUUAUAAACACACAAUUAAUGAAUUCUCUUCGAAUAAUCAUUUUGAGUCUCCUGUAAUUAAGAAAUCUCAUUUACAAUAUACAAUAAUAUUUUAACUACCUAAUAAUGGGUUAAAUAUGUUCAUCAAUAAAAAGAAUGACAAGACGCACAUCAAACGCAGGAUCCGACACUUAAUAAGAAUUUCUCAUUUUUUAAAUAUUUUCGUAGAAGUGAAUAGUUAAUGAAAAAUUUAGAAACAAAAAGAAUUUAAUGAAUGAUUUUUCGAUUUCUCUUGUGAUUUUUGCGGAUAUUCUGUUAUAUAAAUAAAUUAAAUUACCAAUUAAAAUAUUAUAAAUAUUUAAAAAAAAUCUUCUUCUAGUAAAAUGAAAAGAAAUUCUUCUUUUGCUUUAAGAAAUUUUUUACCAUGCACCAUAAGACAUACAGAAAUUAUAUUAUUUAAUAAGAAUGAUAAUAAUUAUACCCAUUUAAAUUAUGUACACAAAUAGACAAGAAAUUCAUAAAACAAUUGAUC
Molecule: messenger RNA, 2181 nt
Organism: Clunio marinus
Lineage: Eukaryota; Metazoa; Arthropoda; Insecta; Diptera; Chironomidae
Source: the annotation of a GenBank genome assembly